Messenger RNA from Anopheles nili, 2424 nucleotides. It is a transcript of the gene mbo, whose product is annotated as nuclear pore complex protein Nup88. Gene Ontology annotation, molecular function: structural constituent of nuclear pore. The transcript is spliced from 8 exons. The record is from RefSeq and is a predicted model, not a curated record. The coding region runs from base 1 to 2385 and encodes 794 amino acids. Gene Ontology annotation, biological process: protein import into nucleus; ribosomal small subunit export from nucleus; ribosomal large subunit export from nucleus. Gene Ontology annotation, cellular component: nuclear pore. Lineage: Eukaryota; Metazoa; Arthropoda; Insecta; Diptera; Culicidae.
AUGGUUACAAAAACGGAUAGCUUCGGGUUCAAUGAAACGAAGUUCUUUCAAGUGGCCAGAGACUGUUCUCCUGACGACCGCAAACAUACGCAGAAUCUUGUGGAAUCCAAAGAUGAUAUGCUGUUUGUAUGGAAUGCGAAGAACUGUUGCGUUAUAGUGCUGAAUUGGCGUGCCGCUGCAUCUCGGAAACAUGAAGAGCUUAGCCAUCAGACACUGAUUCCAUCGGCACCUCAAAACUUUACUGUUGAAAAGAUACUUCCUUCUUCGGACGGGACUUUUCUAGCAUUGGCCGGUCCAAAGGGUGUUUCCAUCAUUGAAUUGCCUCGGCGCUGGGGCCCCAGUGGACAGUACCAAAACGGAAAGGAGUGCAUCAUCUGUCGCGCCUACAAUCUCGAUGAGCAUCUAUUUACCGAGAGUGCAACGCUGGAGUUGUUGCAGAUCCGCUGGCAUCCGGCAUCGCCGACGGAUUCUCAUUUGCUUGCACUGCUUUCGGACAACUCGAUAAGGGUAUACGACGUGGACUCGUUGCGGCAUGUAUGGCGCAUUGGACCGACACCAACACCGCAAACCGUCAUCGGAACCACCGGUGGUGGUGGCCAGUCGAGAGGCGGCCUACACGCUCCUGCGGGCAUCGCCGGAUCGCCAGGGACAGGACCACCGGCCGGAAUCACCUCGAAGCUCGCCUAUCUCAACAGUCUGGGCGAUACGGCUGUUGAUUUUGACAUCGCACCGCCACGUGUGGUUUCUUCCGCCGCCGGUGCAACGAGCUCUAUCGGCGGCGACGCAACGUUCUCGCCGACAACGAUCCUGUCAGCGACGACGACGACGACGACGUCGUUGUCCUCAACGGCCACCACAGCGAAGCCGCUCACUGUUCCGAAGGACAACGCCCUGAUGAACGAUUCUUUGAUCGGCGAGAGGAAUAAAAAGUGCGCCACUGCAGGCUCGAAAGUGGAAUGGCCGAUAGUGAUACUGCGGGGUGACGGGAACGUCUAUGUACUUUGCGCCGGCAUCGACACCAAUCGACCGAGGCUGCAGGGGCCGAUUUCGAUUCAACCGCAGGUGGACGACAACUACGGGCUGGAUUCGUGCUCGCUCAUCGUCAUCCCAACGCUGCCACCGACGGUCAUCAUUGCGGAGAGCACGGGCAAAACGCAUCACGCGCUGUUCCUCGAGGAACUGUGUCCCCUCGAGCGGUCCCAGUCCUCCGACGUGGACAGCUAUCUGACCGUGCACCCGAGCGAGUGGUACCUGCACGUAUUGGAAACGGUCGAACUGGAACUCGGCCUGCCAAGUGUUGCGGAAACGCAGGCAUCCAAGUCCUUCGCCUGCCCGUUGCAUCUCAAACGGGACACGCUGAACGAGGCGCGCUAUUUCGCCUACCACAAUGCGGGAUUGCAUGCCGUCACGCUGGACUUUACGCGCUCGCUACACGAGUUUGUGGAGCAGCAGGAGGGCGUGGACGAUCUCAACGUGCUCGAGAAGUAUCCCUUGUUCAGCUCGAACAGCCGGGCCGAAUACGUCGUCUGCACGAAGGCGCUCCAGAAUGCCAUCACAAAUGCGGUGCUCGGGUUCACACUGCUUCAGUCUCCGUCCGGGUUGGUGCUGUUCCUCGCGUCCGGCCAGGUCGUUUCGCUGGAUCUUAUCACCGAUCACAGCUUGAUUCGCAAGUGGCCGCUCACCGAGACGCACAAGAAGACCGGUUCCUCCGAAUCGCCCAUCAAAAACAUGCUGAAAGACUCAUUCCAGAAGCGCAUCCAAAUGGUGCUUAGAUCGGGGCUCACGCAGCCCAUCCUAAAGCUGGACCAGACCGCUGAGCCAACACCGCAGGAAGCGUUCGAAUUGUUGACGCAGGCCACGCGAAUGCUCCGCGAGAACUGUUUCGUGCGGCACGAAAACGCACGCCAGGAAAUCGAAAAGCGUGGCCAUGUCCUCAGACUGCUCAAGCAGCAGCAACUGAGCGAUAUCGAAGAGCUGCAGGCUGAGAAGCAGCAAAUACGCACCACGGCCGAGCGUCUCGCGGAAACCUACGAAGACUUGUGCGACAAGCAGACCGCACUUUUCAAGCGGGCCCAGGAAGUAGUACGCUUGGCUACGUUGCGUCUGCCCAAAGGAUCCUUCUCCGAGAAGCAGUUCACCGAAAAGAUCGAAAAAAUCAGCAAGUCGGUAAAGGUUCUCCAGAAAAGCGUCGACCAAGCAAAGCAGAAGACCGCAACGCAGCAGAUUCAAUUGGAAUCGAAAAAGAAAAGCUCAAAAGAAAAGACGUUUACCCUGCCGGUCAAACAAGAACAAAUAAUCAAGCAGAUUAUUGGCGAAAUGUAUACCCAAAUCGACGGAAAUGUACAGGACGUUAAGAAGAUAAACAGCAUCCUUAACCUGUCCUAGUGUUCAGCACACGUCGUGCAUCAUUUUAGCUUAUAAACG